This is a messenger RNA of Vicugna pacos (alpaca), 4601 nucleotides long. NCBI's taxonomy places the organism in Eukaryota, Metazoa, Chordata, Mammalia, Artiodactyla, Camelidae. The record is from RefSeq and is a predicted model, not a curated record.
UGGCCCUGCUGAUGGCUGUCCUUUCCUUCCCCCGUCCAGGUUGUGUUUCUCCCCUACGUGCCGGAGCCUGGAAGCUUGUGCCGGCUGCAAGAAUACUACGACACAAGGGUCCAGAUGUGCUGCAGCAAGUGUCCACCUGGCCACCGCGUGCAAUCCUUAUGCAACAAGACCACAGACACAGUGUGUGAACCCUGCGAGAAGAGCACAUACACCCAGCUCUGGAACUUGGUUCCCGCGUGCUUUAGUUGUAACUCCCGCUGCAGCUCCGACCAGACAGAAACUCAAGCCUGCACUCCAAAACAGAACCGCAUCUGCACCUGCAAACCGGGCUGGUACUGCACACUGGGGAGGCAGGAGGGGUGCCGGCUGUGCGUGCCACUGCGCAAAUGUGGCCCUGGCUUCGGCGUGGCCAAACCGGGAACGGCAACAUCAGAUGUCCUGUGUGCUCCCUGUGCCCCGGGGACAUUCUCCAACACCACAUCGUCCACAGAUACUUGCAGGCCCCACCAGAUCUGUAGCUCGGUAGUCAUCCCCGGCACCGCAAGGAUGGAUGCUGUCUGCACGUCUGUGCUCCCUACCCAGAAAGUGGUCCCCGGCCCAGCCCCCACGAGAUCCCAACAUGUGGAGCCGACUCCAGGGACCAGCACAGCCCCAAGUACCUCCAUCCCACUCCCGAUGGUCCCAAGUCAUCCAAGUUCCCCAGUUGAAGGGCAGAACGCCGGGAACAUCUCUCUUCCAAUUGGACUGAUUGUGGGUGUGACAGCCUUGGGUGUGCUAAUAUUAGUCGUCGUGAACUGUGUCAUCAUGACCCAGAAGAAAAAGAAGCCCUUCUGCCUGCAAGGAGACGCCAAGGUGCCACACCUGCCCGCAGACAAGGCCCGAGGUGCCCCAGGCCCCGAGCAGCAGCACCUGCUGACCACGGCGCCAAGCUCCAGCAGCAGCUCCCUGGAGAGCUCGGCCAGCGCCACGGACCGGAGGGCGCCCACCAGGUCCCAGCUGCAGGCGCCGGGUGCAGAGACGGCCGGCGGGGCUGGGGAGGCCCAGGCUGGCUCCUGCAGCUCAGAGCCAUCCUCUGGCGGCCACGGAACCCAGGUCAAUGUCACCUGCAUUGUCAAUGUUUGCAGCAGCUCGGACCAUGGCUUUCAAUGCCCUUCCCAGGCCAGCUCCACAACAGGAGACACAGACACCAGCCCCUCGGGCUCCCCGAAAGAUGAGCAGGUCCCCUUCUCCAAGGAGGAAUGCCCUCUUCAGUCCCAGCCGGGAGUUCCAGAGACUCUGCUGCAGAGCCCAGAGGAGAAGCCCCUGCCCCUCGGCGUGCCUGAUGCCGGGAUGAAGUCCAGUUAACCAGGCUGGUGUGGGCUGUCUCACAGCCAAUCUGGGCUGAUCCCUGGUCCCUCUAGGCCCCUCACCUCCAGGACUCUGGCUCUUUCUGGGCCGAAUUCCUUUUGUGGUUUCCACAGCCUCAGCCUUCCUGUCACCUGCAGGCAGAAGAAUGAGGCUGGGAGAGUCAUGUGUGUCUUGUCCUGACGUGCGUCUUUCUUGGAAGGCUGGUGGACACAGAUGUGCCGGGCAGCCCGGGGCAAGCCCCUGCCUCUCUGAGAGCUGCCCCAUCGCCGGCCCUGUCGGCUUGGCUUCUGGAGCCCUUGUUUUUUUGUUUUUGGGUUUUUUUGUUUGUUUGUUUAUUUGAACCCUUGGGCUCUACCUGGCUCUGGCUUCCUGCUUGGGAGGGGGGAUGCUGUGUGCGUCAUUCGUGGAGAAGGGGCGGGGCUUUAGCCUGAAUGUGAGGCUGCAGGAUGGUGGUGGGGGGGGAGCGGUGUGUCAUCAAUCAGAUGGUUCUGUGCAGAGAGCGGGUAGCAACCCCUGCAGGAGAUGGGGGUCCCUCAGUUUUGCUCAGGACCCUUUGGAAACACCACCUCCAGAUCCAUUCCUGCUGCCUCCAUCUCUUAUACCAUGGGGUGAAAACCAGAUGCCCAGAGGGCCUGGGCAGACAGCCUGAAUGAGUGCUGUGGCCUGGUUAAGAUGGCAAACCUCUAACCAGAAACCUUCCAGCUUUAACGUGUGGCAAUUAAAAAAAAAGUAAGCAUCGUGCGGACAAACAAGCCAACAAUGUAACAAAGCCAAACUUUCAGAGUUUGCAUCCUCUGCCUUUGACCUUCACUGUGAUUUACCCACAGCUGCAGCCUACCCUCCCCCCACCACUGUCUGGUGUGGGGUUCCAAGGCCACGCCUUUUCCUAUCAGGGAGUUGCAGGAACUGGAGAUGACUGAGGCCCUGCAGCCGUCUCCUCCUACCUCAGCCUGGACCUUCCUCCUUUGCCUCCCGAGGGGAUGCUCCUGUUUCUCUAGCCCCACUGUUCCUGGAGUCCCAGGUCCCGGUGGAGCCUCGGAACCACUUUAGCACUGUGCCUGCCGAGAUCUUGAAUGGACAGGAGAUGCUGAGAGCCAGUCUUGGGUCUGCGUGUCUGUGUCGCGUGUUGUGGUUCUGUGUAGCCCAUGGUGUUCAGGCCUGCCGGAAGCAGCUGAAGCCAACAUGUUUGCCGAGAGAUUCUUCCCAAUUAAGGAGUCAGCCCGCUCCCCACGAUCACAUGCCCAGGCCAUCCCUGCAGGUGGUGGACAAAUGUGGCCUUAACUGGAUUCUAGAAGGAAGGUGGAUGGGGGCCUCCUUGAGAAGACAUUUGGGUCCCAGAUACUUGGAUCCCUUAUUGAAAAGUUCCACUGGACUUGAACUUGGCAGCUGAACUUUUGGAGGGUAGGAGAAGUCCAGCCAUUAUCAUGAAGUGAAGAAAGGUUUCCCACCCUGGAAUCCAGAUGUCUCGCUGCCUGGACUGGCCAGGGUCUCCGGCCACAUUGGACCCUUUACGGCUGUGGAGCACUUCUGCCCCCUGGUGGAGGACCUCAGCCUCCCUGCCAUCACCCCAGCAGAGCAGGGAUGAAUUGGAAGGAGACGCUUUUGGGGUGUGGCCUUAUUUUGUAACCAGAGUUGCCACCAGACUCUUGCUCAAAAUCCACCAACCCCUCCUUGGAACAGGAACGAACAUAUAUCUUUAAAUCACAGGGUCUGGACACAAAGAAAGAAAGCAAUAGGAAGAGAAAAACAAAAACUGGAUGGAACCAGCUGAAACCAACAUGGCGAUGAAUCUGACCUCCAACAGACUGAGUCUUAUUCUACGCAGAUUUUACUACAUUAGCUACUAAAUGACAUACUUAUUGGUGGCCAUGACUGGAAAUCACUGACCAUAAAAGGAUAGAAAAAGAGUGACACCCCCUUUCCAGGAAAGCCCUGGGUCUUUCCCAGAAAACUAACGCAGAUGGCUCCCCAUCAUUAGUCUCACUCCUCCCCCAUCAUUCAUCCUUACUCCUUAAAAGCAAGUCCCUCUUACCGUUAAGGCCAGAAGUUGAUCUAUGAAUUAAGUCCCGUGUGUCCAUACUCUGGUCAUUGAAUUAAGCUUGCACUGCUUUGAUCUCAGCUUCGGUUUUGUUUUCGGUUGCCUGAACCUGAGUGGGAAAAAGAACCUUCUCCGCCAAGGGCCCAAGUCGGGGUUCAUGCAGCCUAAUUCAGUAACAGUUUCCCAGUCUGUGGGCUUGUGUUGGUCCCAAGACAAGAAGAGUUUGCACUGUAUGUAUCCCAGAUAGCAUUCCUGCUUAUAAAUAAACACUUUGUUUUUUUACACACUGACUACUGGCUCUGUCAUCAGGUCUGAGUUGUGGUAUGCCUGUGGUCCUGGUCCCUGCCACCAGUGUGAGGGGGAGAACGGGCCAUGGCCACUGAAUUCUGACAAGCCCAUGGUGUGGCUGGACCCCAGAAGCACCCGCAUUACAGCUGCCCUUGCUGAGAGCCUGACCACUCCCUCAGGCCUGUGAACAGUAGGAAGGUGGGUUUUUGCCCAGAACCACCCAGCUGACCUCCAGAUACGCCCUCAUCACAUGCCCUGUUGCCUCGGUCUCCUUAGCUGAAGCUUGGGGUGGGAGUGGUCUCUGCAGAUCUGUUCCUUCAUGUGCAGCCCCCUUCUCAUUCAGGGAAGCAAGACUCUGGCCUCCAGGAGGCCCCAAUCUUGGGGACACCUCUGAGGUUCAUCACUAGGUGCUCAGAUUACAAUCAGAUAAGGUAAGGGGUCCCCAGGGAAAAUAAAAUCAGGCAUGGCUUUCUUGACAGAAGAAAAGCCGUUUUUGGCCUGAGCCAUUUUGUGAUCUAAGCCUGGCCACAAUGCGUGGCCUUGAACAGGUAUCGGUAUUUAAUGAUCUUAAGGGAACAAAAGGAUGCAGAAACAAAGACUGUUAUCAGGCAAGAGAAGUAAGGAUAGCAAAGAUAAUACGUCAGUUGUAAAGGCUCCCAGUUCUGUUUCAGUGGUAAAGGUUAGCAUGAAGCUGUCAACCAUCAGAUCAGCUGGAACCUAAAGGGUGAUGAUGUUCGAUUUUUCUGACCCUCGUGACUUCAGUCAACUAAAGCUUGGACUCUUUCCGCAAUCCAAGCUCCUUCAUGAGUAUGCAUGUACCCUUAGUUCAAAACUUCCCUAAUUUUGCUGUUUGGGGAGACACUGCUUUGGAAAUGAUCCCCUGAGUUCUCCUUACGCGCUGCAAGUAAUAAUAAAUCAUUUCUUCUCC